Molecule: messenger RNA, 1570 nt
Organism: Glycine soja
Lineage: Eukaryota; Viridiplantae; Streptophyta; Magnoliopsida; Fabales; Fabaceae
Product: multiple organellar RNA editing factor 8, chloroplastic/mitochondrial-like
Exons: 4
Coding region: 91-1296 (401 amino acids)
Biological process (GO): cytidine to uridine editing; mitochondrial mRNA modification
Cellular component (GO): mitochondrion
Source: RefSeq, a predicted model, not a curated record
UACUAUUCUAGAACCCUAAUCACAAUCACUCUAUAAGGCAGAUAGAAAACCCUAAACCCCUUCCAUUUCCCUUCCACUCACUCUUCUAACAUGGCGACUCAGAUCCUCUCUCGCAUCUUCCCCAAAACCCUAGCCCCCUUCCUCUCCCGUUCUCUCUCCACCGCCCCCUCUCCUCCCUCCCUCUCCGCGCUCUCCUUCCUCCGCCGCAUCUCCGUUGCCGCCAACCCCUCCCUCCACCGCGCCUUCCUCCCCAACUCUCCCUCCCUCCGCGCCCUCUCCACACGCGCCACUACCUCCUCCCUCAACGACCCCAACCCUAACUGGUCCAACCGUCCCCCGAAAGAAACCAUCUUGCUCGACGGCUGCGAUUUCGAACACUGGCUCGUCGUCAUGGAGAAGCCCGAGGGAGACCCCACACGCGAUGACAUCAUCGAUAGCUACAUCAAAACAUUGGCCAAGGUCAUCGGAAGUGAAGAGGAGGCGAGAAUGAAGAUAUAUUCGGUCUCGACUAGGCACUACUUUGCGUUUGGGGCUCUUGUGUCUGAAGAGCUUUCUUACAAGAUUAAAGAAUUGCCUGGAGUUCGGUGGGUGCUUCCUGAUUCUUACUUGAAUGUUAAGGAAAAGGAUUAUGGAGGUGAGCCCUUUAUUAACGGGCAAGCUGCUCCCUAUGAUCCCAAGUAUCACGAAGAGUGGGUUAGAAACAAUGCUCGUGCCAAUGAGAGAAACAGGCGCAAUGACAGGCCUCGUAAUGCUGACAGGUCAAGAAACUUUGAGAGGAGGAGGGAAAAUGUGGUAAACAGAGACAUGCAGGGCAGGCCUCCUUCGCCAAAUCCUGGCCCUAAUGUGGGCGGUCCUCCUCCAAGCAAUGCAGCUGGGUACCCUCCAAGCAAUGCAGCUGGGUACCCUCCUAGCAAUGCAGGAUAUGCCCCUCCAAGCAAUACAGGCGGGUACCCUCCUAGCAAUGCAGGAUAUGCCCCUCCAAGCAAUGCAGGCGGGUACCCUCCGAGCAAUGCAGGCUAUGCCCCUCCGAGCAAUGCAGGCUAUGCCCCUCCAAAUACAGCUGGAUAUUCUUCUCCGAACGCCGCAGGAGGUUACCCUCCUAAUGCAGGUGGUGGCUAUGGUCCUGGUGGUGGUGUGCCUCAGAAUAACUACGCAGGGAACAUGGGAGGGCCACCAUCAAACCAGAACAUGGGAGGGUUUCAACAAAAUUCAGGAUGGUCGAACAAUGCUCCCAGUAGAGAUGUGCCAAGCAGGGAUAUGGGAGGACCACCUGGUGGGAACCCAUAUUCUGGGUGAGAUCACUGCAGAUUUUUCUAGCCAAUGUAGAUAACGAAGAAUUGUGCCCAAGAAAGCAGAGUUUAUGCUAUGUUUCUCAAGGAAUUAGAAUUUAUUAGUCUUACGUGUUACUCCUAUUUUCUAAUGAACCUGCAUGUUGUGCAUCCGAAGUUCAAUUUUUUUGAUGCUAGAUACGAUCAUUUUGUUUCUAUUGUUUGUGAGGUUGACGGUCUAAUUUGUUAUCUGAUUGAGGUUGCCUUUCAGACUUAUUAUAUAAAGUAACUGUUAGUAAUAA